Molecule: messenger RNA, 1077 nt
Organism: Nematocida ausubeli
Lineage: Eukaryota; Fungi; Microsporidia
Exons: 1
Coding region: 1-1077 (358 amino acids)
Source: RefSeq, a predicted model, not a curated record
AUGGAUUUUGCAAAGAAAGAAGAGACCAUUCCGGCCACCAUGCGAUAUUUGAUUGUGCUUGCCUCCUUUCUCAGCCUUCCUGUUUUUGUUGCAGAGCAAAGGUUACUGGAGAAGAAAUACAUACUUUGCUCUUUUGCAGGGUACACCGUAGGGCCCUUUCUUGCACUGAUUCCUCUUGGAUAUAAGGCGCGCUGCAUGCUUGGCAGUGCGUGCAGUGCUCUUCCUUUGUUUUUUUCGUUUGCUCCUUAUCUGCAUGCCUUUUUACUUGGCCUUAUCUCUUCAUACUAUCGCCUUGUUAUUGAUUUGUUCUGCCAGGCGCUGUGUGUUAAAACAAAAAAGAAACAGGUUGUUAUCAUGACUAACCUGAUCGGUGCAUGGAUUUCUUUUUUUACGUUCUUUUCUCUUCGGUUCUAUCCUGUGAUUUCCUUUUUUAUUUGCACUCGCUUCUGCACUGUUCUUUUCGCAUGCGCAGGCACUGUUUUGUCGUACAUUUUUAUUAUUGAAACCCCCGAGGAGAUAUUCAAGCGGUAUAGAGCAGCAGAGAAAAAAAGCGCUGCAUACGAAGAUCUAUAUAAGUGCAUUAUGUAUAUCAAUAGCUCGCAACAGAUAAAUAUGGAGGACUUCCAGAAGGACUACAGAGAAUAUCUGAACGAGAAAACACAACCCAACGAUAACUCUACGCUGCGCGAAAGAGCAACUGCUAUUCUUGCUGCUGUCAAUAUUUCCUUUAUAUACAUAGCCUUUCAGCGGGCUGCAGGCGUGCAGAACAAAUAUUCACUCUAUCGAAUAUUUUUAGGCUGCAUGCAGCUGUUUACGUGGGCUAUUAACUAUAUGUCUGGAAUGGGAACCAUAUACUCUUUUUUAAUACCUCCUGCUUCUCUUUAUUUUGUGUGUGUUAGCACAAACAAUCCUGAAGAUAUUGCGCUUGUUUUUGUCAUGCUGUUUGGCAUAGGGCUUGUCUCUCACAGAGCAUCCGCGCACUCUCUUACUCCCGCAGAAAUGGCGCUUUCUCGCAGCCUCCAGUAUAUUUUUGUAACUCCCAUUUUCCUUAUUCUUGUUCUUAAUUUUCUGGACUAG